UUUUAAUGGAGCAAUCUAGCCUCGAUUUCAAAACCAUCACUGUUGAAUUUGCUGACAACGGAGUGGCCACACUGACACUGAACCGUCCCAAAAUGCUCAACGCUUUUAGCUACCCCCUCAUGUGUGAACUUAAAGAAGCCUUGACAUAUCUUGGGAGCCCAGGCAAUGAUGAGGAUGUAAGAGUUGUAGUAGUCAAGGGAAAUGGAAAAGCAUUCAGCUCAGGCCUUGAUCUUACGGAUACCUCUGAAUCUUUCUCAGAACCUGUUGAGGAGCAUGGCCCAGAUGUUGCAAGAAAAGCAAUCGAAAUCACCAAGUAUGUAGAAUCAUGUCAGCAGACAAUGUCAGCUGCGGAAGAAUGCAGAGUUCCUGUUAUUGUAGCUCUCCAUGGCUACUGCUUUGGAGCUGCAAUAGAUUUCUCCUCAGCUUGUGACAUUAGACUAGCUGCAAAGGAUGCUAAAAUGUCCAUCAGAGAAGUUGAGGCAGGUAUGGUUUCAGAUUUUGGAACUUUACAAAGAUUUGACAGAAAAGUCGGAAAUAGCUCUUGGUUCAGAGAACUUUCCUAUACUGGAAGAUUCUUUUACCCUGAAGAGGCUAAGAAACAUGGAUUCAUAACAAACAUCUAUGAGACUAAAGAAGAAUUACACAAAGCUGCUCAUGAACUAGCUGACGUCAUUGCUUCUAAAUCCCCAGUUGCAGUCGUCGGAUCAAAAGCCUCAAUGAACUUCUCCCAAGAUCACUCAGUCAGUGACGGCUUAACCCACAUCAGAAUGAUGAACUCCUCACUUCUCCAGUCCGAGGACACCGUAAUCGCCGCUAUGGCUUCACUCUCCAAGCAAGUGCCCAAAUUCUCAAAGCUAUAAUCCAAAAAACAGCACUCAAUAUCCCUCUUCCACUC
Moneuplotes crassus is the source of this 895-nucleotide messenger RNA. The record is from the annotation of a GenBank genome assembly. NCBI's taxonomy places the organism in Eukaryota, Ciliophora, Spirotrichea, Euplotida, Euplotidae.